CGUUAUUUAAUACUGCUAGAAGAAGAGGAAGCUGUAGGGUGGCAAAAUGAUCGGGGAUCUGUUGAUAUUGUGCACUCUGUUAGUGAACGCAGGCGCAGUGUUAAACUUUAAACUAAAACGAAAAGAGGCACCAGGACACGGGUUCGGAGAUGAUCCGAGCGCAUCAAGAACAGGUGAUAACAUCAGAGAGUUUUUACUAAGUCUGCGCUACUUCCGCAUAUUCAUCGCGCUGUGGAACAUCUUCAUAAUGUUCUGCAUGAUCCUGUUAUUUGGAUCAUAACACACUUCUGUGCCAGACUGGGGACCAACUUAAACACGAAGGACAAUCCUCAACACUUUUUCUUUGGUAGUGCGUUGUUGGGUUAAUCU
This is a messenger RNA of Trichomycterus rosablanca, 369 nucleotides long. It is a transcript of the gene smim7, whose product is annotated as small integral membrane protein 7. Lineage: Eukaryota; Metazoa; Chordata; Actinopteri; Siluriformes; Trichomycteridae. The coding region runs from base 47 to 280 and encodes 77 amino acids. The record is from RefSeq and is a predicted model, not a curated record. The transcript has 5 exons.